CAAUACAGGGCAGAAAAUCUAACAAAAGCAAUCAAUCAAAUAUAUUAACAAAUCAGACUGAAAUAUUAGAGUUUUUUUGUCAUGUCCGUUACGUUUGAUGUCACUUCCGUUUUUUUGCAACACAAUCACAACACAACAACUGCCGUGUAUUCGUCGCUAACAUGGCGGAUCUCUAUGCAGGGCUAGAGUCUCCCUUGGACAACACAAACGGUGUGUUGAGGCGCUGUAGGGGCCGACCCCGGCUCACCGACACCGACCGGGCCCAGCGACGCCUGGAGUCGCGGAAGAAGUACGACGUGCGGCGGGUUUACCUGGGGGAGUCCCACCGGCGCUGGACGGACCUCCGCAGCCGGACGAGUCUGAGCGACGCCGGCCUGGCGGAGUACCUGAUGCUGCUGGACUCGACCUACGGGGAGAAGUACCUGCAGAACCGCCAUGGGGAGAAGAUUGCCCCCGAAAUUCCUGGGAAGCACAAAAAAGGGAUUAUGGAAGAGGACUCCAGCCUCAAGAGCCUGGUGUCCUGGUACCAAGACCACAGCAACAGCUGCCCCUACGAGCCCCAACUUCGAGGCUUGGAGCCACAGCCCGGCUUCGCCACCGCAGCGGCCUGGCGCUGCCCGGCCGAACACUCCUUCGUGCAGUACCUGCUGCCGCCACCGGGGGACACCAGCGAGUCGGAGCCUGAAGGAGAGGUGGAGGGAAACGGUGAGGGAACAACCAGUAGAAGCCUAGCGCUGGUUAAUGGCCCGGUGACCAGGCAGAGGAGGGACAGGGUCAAACGGGCUCAGGAGCGGGAGGAAGACGCGGCUGACCAACCAGACGUCUGCGGGGACCCCGGGGCCUCCGCCCGGUCCCCCCCGCCGGCUCCGGAGAACUUCGUCGGGGCGGAGGACCAGGGGAGCCAGAGGAGCGCCGUGGUCCACGUAGCGGGGCGGGGCCUGCAAGACGGGGAGCCGGAGGAGGACCGGAGGAGAGAGGAUCACUCGGGAGAAGGCGAAGGAGAGGGGGAAGGCGCUGGGGGUGGUGGGGGAAGAGAGGUGAAGUUUUCGGAGGAGCUGGAGAUAACGGCCGGCGGUUACACGUGUGUCGUCAUGGCAACUGCCCUGACGGACAAGCUGGUGAAGGCGGAGGCGGAGCCUGCUCUGUCCCACCAAGGGGCGGGGCCAUUGGCGGAGUCUGGCCAGGGGGUGGAGCUCGGGGCGGAGUCUGAGCACGCCGAGCUCUUCGGUUCUCAGGGGCUCCAGACCAUGAUUGACGGCUGCCAGAUCCAGGGUCAGAGGUCAUCACUGGAAGGCCCCCAGCUGAUCAUCAUCACGGGGCCAGGCUAUGGGUCUCUGGCCCCUGAGGGCCUCCAGCUCAGCGUGGCUCCCGGGGCCGUGGAGGAGGUCACCUGCACCGUCAUCCAGGGCGUGGCCUUCGACCAGGUGUGCCCCUCCGACGCGGAGCUGAGGGCGGCCGAGGAGGACGAAGAGUCCAUCUCAGGUCUGAGUGAUAAACACAUCCUGGAACCCACCGAGCAACACAUGGAGUCCAGCUGUGAGCGGGAGAGGUCCCGCGGCCUCUGCAGGUCCAGGAGAAGCCGUCGCGGCCCGGUCAUCGAGGCGGACGGCAUGCUGAAGAUGUUCCACUGCCCGUACGCCGGCUGCAGCCAGGUGUACGUCGCCAUCAGCAGCUACCAGAACCACGUGAACCUGGUGCACCGGAAGGGCAGGACCAAGGUUUGCCCCCACCCGGGCUGCGGGAAAAAGUUCUACCUGUCCAACCACCUGCACCGUCACAUGAUCAUCCACUCAGGGGUUCGGGACUUCAUCUGUGAGACGUGCGGGAAGUCGUUCAAACGCAAGAAUCACCUGGAGGUCCACCGGCGUACGCACACCGGGGAGACGCCGCUGCAGUGUGAGGUCUGUGGCUACCAGUGUCGGCAGCGAGCGUCGCUCAACUGGCACAUGAAGAAACACCGCACGGAGGAGCAGUACCGCUUCACCUGCCAACACUGCGGCAAGCGCUUUGAGAAGCUCCAUAGCGUCAAGUUCCACAGGCUGAAGAGCCACCCCGACCAGCAGGCGUCUGCCCCCUAAAUGCCAUAAGGCGGUGAUGGGAAAUGUAGUCUUGUAGUCCUCGGAUCAACAUCUCUCCCAGACCAUCCAUGAUGCAGACAAAGCACCAUCGGGUGGACUGGGUGAUGGGGAUAGUCGUGUCUCCUGGUCCUCGUAGAAACAUCGCUCGUAGAACCAUGGUACAAAACAGAGGGGGAACACCAGAGCACCAGAAGCUCUGGGAGAUGGUGAUGGGGAAAGUCCUCAAAGUAACUCCGCUCAGAGAGCCGAGGUACCACCAUGUUGGGAUUUGGAGUGUGUCUCAGAGGGCCAUCCAUGAUGCCACCCAAACACGGCAUGCGAUGAAGAACAAUGACGGGGAAAUUUAGUUUUACAGGUGAAUGACUAACACUGACCUACAAAGGACAAUCUAUGGUCUGACAGGCCUCCAAAGAUGGGCCCACUGGUCUUCGCUGUGACUGCUAUCCAGAAUGCCUUCUGUGUUGUAGCUCGGCAGUUAAACCGGUUCACUUGAAACAUGGAGGUGUCUGGUUCCAAUCCAACGUGCGUCAGGUCGUCAGAUGGUUAAACCCAGUCCCAGACAUGUGGGUGGUUAGUCUGUGAUCACGGUCUGGGCAACGCGGUUAGCAGAUCAACAAGCGUCUAACUCCUGCUCAACAGACACAACGAAGUCUCCUUUUGAUGCGUUAGCUGUUUGGUACUCUUCUGUGUAUUCAUGUGUCCUUUGGGCGGUGUGUGUUAUCAGAGGAUGUUGUAUGGUCGGAUCUGGUUCACGGUUACCGUGACGUGAUGCUCCCGUCUCUCCCGACUAGGGUUGAGCGCAG
Molecule: messenger RNA, 2881 nt
Organism: Gadus chalcogrammus (walleye pollock)
Lineage: Eukaryota; Metazoa; Chordata; Actinopteri; Gadiformes; Gadidae
Gene: znf653
Product: zinc finger protein 653
Exons: 10
Coding region: 162-2078 (638 amino acids)
Biological process (GO): regulation of transcription by RNA polymerase II
Cellular component (GO): nucleus
Molecular function (GO): transcription coregulator activity
Source: RefSeq, a predicted model, not a curated record